Molecule: messenger RNA, 312 nt
Organism: Macrosiphum euphorbiae (potato aphid)
Lineage: Eukaryota; Metazoa; Arthropoda; Insecta; Hemiptera; Aphididae
Source: the annotation of a GenBank genome assembly
AUGGCCGGAGGGCACAUCCACGCACUGUGCAGCAUGCCAUCAAUAACGAAGGUUUCAUCAUCCAUUUUGAGAAGUCACCAGAACGGUAUAAAUAGUCACCUGCGAGCGUUGACGGCCCUCAAACUUCCGGUAGAACGUUGGGACGCCAUAAUCAUCCACCUAAUGGUAGAAAAAUUAGACGUCGAAUCCCACCGUUUAUGGGAAAGUAGCCGUUCCAGCGCCUCACUUCCUUUAAUACAGGAAUAUCUGUCAUUCCUGAAUCAGCAGUGCAACCCCAAACUACACAAGGAAUAUGUCCACUUCAUGCGCUAG